Messenger RNA from Pieris macdunnoughi, 282 nucleotides. The record is from the annotation of a GenBank genome assembly. NCBI's taxonomy places the organism in Eukaryota, Metazoa, Arthropoda, Insecta, Lepidoptera, Pieridae.
AUGCCUGCGGAUCAAAUACAAUAUUCAGAAAGGUAUAGCGAUGACGUCUAUGAAUAUAGACAUGUCAUCUUACCACAAGAUAUUGCUCGUCUGGUUCCUAAAUCUCAUUUGAUGACAGAGACUGAAUGGAGAAACCUUGGUGUACAGCAAAGUCCUGGUUGGCUUCAUUUCAUGGUACACAGUCCAGAACCCCACGUUUUAUUGUUUAGACGACCAAGAACUGAUGUUCCUACCCCAGUGAACAAUUUAGAAUCUAGUUCAAACUCAACUGUUAAGGUGUGA